AAUAAGUAAUGGAAUAACUCCUGAAUUAGCGAAAAGUGAGCGCAUCGUCAGUGGGACACAAGUUGGGACACAACCCACUCCAGCAUCUCUUAUACCAAUAUAUUCAUACUCUUUUGGAAUCUCAGUUUCUUGGGAUUCAUUGGUGUGAUCGGUGGCAGCGGUAGACUAUAUUUGCCUCAUUCUAGUGUUCAGUGAUUCGCUUCACUCUUACAUUCAUUCAUUUAUUGUGCGAACAAAUCCAUACAACAAGUGACCAAAAAUGGAGGCAAUCAAGAAGAAGAUGCAGGCAAUGAAGUUGGAGAAGGAUAAUGCGGUGGACAGGGCUGAUACCGCAGAACAGGGCGCCCGAGACGCCAACCUCCGGGCCGAGAAGUCGGAAGAGGAAGUGCGAGCCCUGCAGAAGAAGAUCCAGCAAAUCGAGAAUGAGUUGGAUCAGGUGCAGGAACAGUUGGCUCAGGCCAACAACAAACUCGAAGAGAAAGAGAAGGGUCUCCAAACCCCGUAUUUGGUGCGAAUGGAGAGCAGCAUCGGUGCCAACAAUGCUAACUGUGCUCUCAGUCUCAGGGCUAUCACAUCAUAG
Messenger RNA from Medioppia subpectinata, 580 nucleotides. The record is from the annotation of a GenBank genome assembly. Lineage: Eukaryota; Metazoa; Arthropoda; Arachnida; Sarcoptiformes; Oppiidae.